This is a messenger RNA of Racocetra persica, 138 nucleotides long. NCBI's taxonomy places the organism in Eukaryota, Fungi, Glomeromycota, Glomeromycetes, Diversisporales, Gigasporaceae. The record is from the annotation of a GenBank genome assembly.
GACAAAAUGUUAACUAUAAAAAUAUGCGAUUGCGUCCUGAGGACACUUCUGAGUACUAUAUUCAAUUAGCGAAUCAAUGUGCAGAUGCUGUCCUAAUGGACCAACUGAAAAUAGCAUCUAUAAAGAACUACCAAGAUA